Molecule: messenger RNA, 6236 nt
Organism: Dinoponera quadriceps
Lineage: Eukaryota; Metazoa; Arthropoda; Insecta; Hymenoptera; Formicidae
Exons: 23
Coding region: 1-5508 (1835 amino acids)
Biological process (GO): peptide catabolic process
Cellular component (GO): cytosol; mitochondrion
Molecular function (GO): metalloendopeptidase activity; metal ion binding
Source: RefSeq, a predicted model, not a curated record
AUGGCGCCUCCAUAUAAGUAUAUAAAACUACGAUACGAUCAUAUAACAAAACCGGACAAUGACAAAAGAUUAUACAGAGGUUUAAUACUCAGUAAUUAUUUGAAAGUUCUUCUAAUAAGCGAUCCAUCGGCCAAAAAAGGUGCUGCUGCGCUCGUCGUUGAUGUCGGAUACAUGUCCGAUCCGAACGAUUUGCCGGGAUUAGCGCAUUUGUGUCAACAUAUGUUACUUCGAGGAUCGAUGAAGUAUCCAAAAGAGGACGAGUAUUACGCGUAUAUAUCGCAGCAUGGAGGCACAACAUGUGCAGAAGUAAAAUUAGAUCACACUUACUACUAUUUUGAUGUAGGUCUGGGGAAGUUACACGAUGCUUUAGAUCGUUUUGCUCAGGCGUUCGUAGCACCUCUGUUUCCACAAAGUAUGAUAAAGUGGGCGGUGAACAUUAUAGACUCGGAAUUCACCAGGAAGUACUUAGUAGAUGAUGGCAGUCGGUUCUCACACUUAAGAAGACAAUUGAUGGGUCAAGUCUUUUCUAAAUUCGGAGUGGGCAAUAAGCAAACAUUGUAUAUAAAACCUAAAGAAAAGGACAUCAAUGUCAGAGACAGACUAGUAUCGUUUUUCGAAGAACAUUACUCGGCUAAUAUUAUGUCAUUAUGUGUCUUUAGCAAUGAGGAUUUGGAUAAACUUGAAGACAUGGUAACGCGUCUAUUUUGUGAGAUAUCAAGUAAAAUUCAAACCACAUCACUGACCAAUAAGCCAUGUUAUGAGUCCUUCAUGAAUGAGCAUUCUGCUUUUAACACUGUGUGUAUAGUACCAAAGGAGAAUAUAAAUAGUUUAGUGCUAUCAUUUUAUUUGCCUGACUUACAAGAAAAAUAUCCGUCCAAGUCUAUGUCUUAUAUUUCCUAUAUUCUCGCAUAUGGAGGAAAAGGAUCGUUAACUGCAAUUUUGAAAGCUAGGGAUUGGUGUAAUUCGUUCACAAGUGCAACUGAUGUUAUUUGCAAAGGAUACAAUUUUUUUAGUAUGACUUUUGACCUAACUGAAGACAAAUUAAAGCAUAUUGGUGAUAUCAUCAAAUUAGUGUUCCAAUAUCUUCACUGGUUGAAAGAACAGAUCACUGAAUCCCGCAAAAUCGAUGAAAUUUUCACGGAUUACAAGAAUAUUACGAAUAUGAUUUUUCGUUACAAGGAGAUCCCCGCAUCCAUUUCAUAUAUGGUUUCAAAUGCCAAAGCCCUGCUUCUAUAUCCGAUGAGCGAUGUUCUGAGCGCAGAACGUAUCAUCUCAAAAUGGAACAAACAAGAGAUGCCACUGAUGAUGAAUUACUUACAGCCUACAAACAUGAGGGCUUACAUAAUAACAAAAAAGUGCGCGUCUAUAGCGAAAACGAAAGAACCUUGGUACGGCAUUAUGUAUAAGAAAGUUAAAAUGUCGCAAGAAAGUAUCACCAAAUGGGAGAAAAAUCAGAAUGAAAUUUUUAAUUUUUCCCCUAUGAAUGAAUACAUGGCGUCUCGAUUUAUUUUUAAGAACUCAAACAUUGAGGUAAAAUCUACAAGUCCCUUGCUUAUACAAAGAACGUCGCUUGUAACACUCUGGUAUGCAAGAGAUAAUGUACACAAGAUACCAGAAGCUAAUAUGUUUUUCGAUUUCGUUAAAAUAUUUCUCUACAUACUACGUGAUUCUCUUACUGAUAUAAUAAACACCGCGCAGUUAGCCAAAUUAAAAGUAACGCUUAGAGAGAGCGUUAUUAAAUUUGGCAUAACAAUUAGUAUAAGUGGUAAUGAUCAUAAGCAAGACGUUUUAUUAAAAGCAAUCCUGGAUCAUAUAUAUAUCAACGAUUUAAAUAAUUUCAAGAAUCAUCCCCUGGAUACACAGGCAUUUUAUUAUUUAUCUGCUGCUGUAGGAGAAGAAAUUUGGUUACUUAAUGAAUUAUUAGAUGAAAUUGAAUGUAUUACUGUUGAGCUAUUCAAACAGUUCGUACAGAAGUUUCUCAGUAAAAUACAUGUGGAAGGCUUCAUAUACGGUCGCCGGUUUGUAAUUCCAAUAGAAAAUCAACACCAAGAAGAUUCGUGUACAUUGGUUUACUACCAAGCUGGCAUGCAAUCGACGCAGUCGAAUAUGCUCUUAAAUCUCAUCGUGCAAAUAAUUUCAAGGCCCUGUAUCUAUACCUUGAAAACCAAGGAGCAACUGGGCCAUAAGAUACUUAUUCAAAGGCAUGCCACAAAAAUAACGCAUGGCUUGGUGAUUCUAGUGAUAGGGGACAAGAAAAAACCGCAAUAUGUCGAAAAACGGAUUGAUUCAUUUUUACACUCUAUGUUGGAAUUAAUAGAUAUUAGUACACAACGCAAAUUAUCGGUGCAUAUAAAAUCCGCUCACGUCAAGUUUAAUAUGCCAGCGGAUAAGAAAUCAAAGAAUAAAAAAAAGGAGGUACAAAUAAAUAUCCAACAUGAGGAACUUGCGACCCAAUAUGAGGAUUUUUCUUCAAUCAUUACGCUAUUCGACGACGAAACCAGUGAAGCGCAUAUAAAUACCCAACAUGAGAAACCUGCUUCAAGUACUGAGCCAUCCGAUGACAAAUCAGCUCACACAAGUAAAGAACUUACAAAUAGCAAAUGUGAACAACCAAUUCUAACUAGCCGUGAGCCAUCCGAUAAAGAAUCAAUUGAAAAAAAUAAAUUGAUAUCACAAAAGAAUAUCACACACGAGGAAUCUGUUCUAAGUACCAAAACAUUGGAUGAUAAACCAACUAAAAUAAGUGAAAUCUAUCUAGAGGUCUUGAGCAUAUCCUUGUUAAGGUUUUGUUCUGGAAAUAAGAUAUUCGAAUUCAAGAGUUCAGUAGCAAAUAUGGAAUCUCCGUUUAAGUACGUGAAAGAACAACACGAUGAUAUUAAUAAAUCAGGACUUGACGAAAGAUCAUACAGAGGCUUAAUACUCGCUAAUGACCUAAAAGUGCUUCUAAUAAGCGAUCCAUCGGCUACAAAACAUGCCGCUGCACUCAACGUUAAUGUCGGAUACAUGUCCGAUCCGGACGAUUUGCCGGGAUUGGCGCAUUUGUGUCAACGUAUGUUAUUCGCGGGAUCGACAAAAUAUCCAGGGAUGUACGAAUAUCGUACAUAUAUAUCGAAGCAUGCAGGCACGAGUUGUGCAGAGGUGAAAUUAGAUCAUACCUACUAUUACUUCGACGUAGGCUUGGGAAUGUUACACGAUGUCUUAGACCAUUUUGCUCAGGCAUUCAUAGCACCUCUGUUUCCGCAAAAUAUGAUAGAAGAAGAAGUGAACAUUAUAGAUUUGGAGUUCACCAAGAAAUAUUUAGUAGACGAUGACAGUCGGAUCUCCCAAUUGAGAAGGCAAUUCGCGAAUUCGACUCAUCCGUUUUCUAAAUUCGGGGUGGGCAAUAAACAAACAUUAGACAUAAAUCCAAAAAAAAACGGCAUUGAUGUCAGAGAGAGAGUAAUAUCGUUCUUCCAGGAACAUUAUUCAGCUAAUAUUAUGUCAUUGUGUGUUCUUAGCAACGAGGAUAUAAAUACACUUGAAGAGACGGUAGCAAAACUCUUUUGUGAGAUAUUAAACAAGAAGAUUAAUGCUGAAUCGUGGCAUAAGAAAUCAUUUAAUGUUGAAAAAAAUACCUUCAAUAAGUUGUACAUAGUUCCAAGAAAGAAUAUAAAUACUCUAGUGCUGUCGUUUCCGCUAGAUGAUUUGCGGCAUUGUUCUUAUGAAGCUUUGCCUCUAUCUCACAUUUCCCGUAAUCUGCAAAACGGAGGGGAAGAAUCGUUAUUGUUAAGUCUGAAAGAGAAGAGUUGGUGCUAUUCCAUUACCGGUGAGGUCGACUUUGUUGCCAGAGGCUUUAGUUUUUUCAGUAUUUCUUUCGACCUAACCGAAGACGCUAUGAAGCAUAUCGACGAUAUCAUCGAAAUUACGUUAAUGCACAUUAAGAAGAUAAAAAAUUCUGUAUCCACUGAGCACUACCUUAAAUUUAACUCGCGAUACAACGAUUUUACGAAUGCGAAUUUUGAUCACAGCAAGAUCCCCGCAUCUUUAUCGUUCGUAAUUUCAUGUGCUAAAGCGCUGCUUGUGUAUCCAAUGAUCAAUGUUCUGAUCGCAGAACGUGUUAUCAUCAAAAGCAACACUAUGUGUAUCACAUCCGUUUUUAAUUACUUGGAGCCGAGGAAUAUGAGAAUUCAUUUAAUAUCAAAAAAGUAUAUAGAUAUAGCGGAUAACAAUGAAUUUUGGUACGGCACUAUAUACAAGGAGGAAAAAAUACCUAAAGAAAAAUUUGAGAAAUGGUUGAAGCUUUCUAAUACUUCUACCUUUCGGAUUUCGGACACUAGAUUAAUGUUUAUGGCGUCCCGUUUUAAUAUCAAAGAGACAGAAAUUGAGAUUCCUUGGAUUACAGGAGAAUCGCGUUUCAUAACACUCUGGCACGUAAAAGAUAAUGUAUACAAGAUACCGCAAGCUAAUAUGUUUUUUGAGUUAACCAGCCCGCUCUCCCGUGCCGAUCCCUUUAUUUACAGUGUAAAUAAAAUAUUUCUCUACCUGCUACGUGAUUCUCUCACUGAGCAUAUAAACGCUGCGGAGGAAAUUAAUUUAAAAGUAGAACUUAAAGAGAACAACAAUAAAGUUGGAGUAACACUUGGUAUAAGUGGUUGUGAUGAUAAGCAAGACGUAUUGUUACAAAUAAUCCUGGAACGUAUAGCAAACUUCACGUUCGAUACAACAAGAUUUGAUAUCUUCAAAGAACGAUAUAUCAAUUACUUGAAAGAUUUCAACAAUAAUUCUCCGGACGUACAAGCGGUCUAUUAUCUUUCUGUCCUUCUAAGGGAAAACGCUCCGUUAUUCGAUGAAUUAUUAAAUAUAAGUACAUAUAUUACCGUUGAUAAACUUGAACAGUCCAUACCGUGGCUUCUCAGUCGAAUGCAUGUAAAAGGCUUAAUAUACGGUAAUAUUACCCAGGAAGAAGCCAUAAAUAUAUUUAAACUAAUCGAGUUUACGUUGAAAAAGUCAAUACUUAAUAUAGCACCGUUAACGCCAAAAGAGCUAAUGCCAGUCCGUGACAUCUGCUUAAAUAAAGUUACCGGCAUUAUUGUGUACUCGCACGUUGCAGGCCAUCAAUUAUUAACAAUAACAACCAUGUUUCAUGAAGAUUCAUGUACGUUGGUUUACUACCAAGCUGGUGUACAAUCGACGAAGGCGAAUGUGUUGCUGAAACUCAUAGUGCAAAUAAUUUCAAUGCCCUUUAUCCAAUUUUUAAAAGAUAUAAAACAAUUGGGUCAUAAGGUAAUUACUGAGAGAUAUACAACAGAAGCAACGCACGGAUUAAUGAUCCUAGUUGUAGGUAACAAAUACGAAACGUCAUAUGUUGAGAAAAAAAUCAACUCAUUCAUAAAAUACAUGUCGGUAAGUAUAGUAAUGAAUCGCAUCAAAAUAUCAAAGCGUUCACGUAUGAUUUUCCGCUGCGUCAUUUUUACGCUUAAUAAGAGAAAUGGUCUGUCAUUAAAGUCAAUCAUAAGAAAUGUCUCUUGAUAUAUAAGUUAAUUUCAGAAACAAUACCGAUAAAUUCAAAUAUCUUCCUAAAAAGAGCAGAAUUACAUAUCGUCACUGACAAGUAUACUGCCGCUCGAAUUGGUAACACACUGAAAAAACCGAAACUUAAGACCUGUCUCGUCUGGACAUAUAACAAUUAACCACGAUAACGAAUCGACUUCUCGAUCUACAUUUAUUACAAAUUUGUCUGUCCUUGAGGACAUUCUUUACAAUUUUCACUUCGUACUAUUCCAUUCUUCACAUAAACAUUAAGCUUAUAUAACAAUUAUAACUGAUUGUAAAAAAAAACUAUAUGAUUAUAUUUUAGUAUUAUAUAUCUGCCUUGCCUAAAGAAGAUUUUGAGAGGCAAAAAAUGAUAUUGCAUGCACAUAACAAGCCGCCGCAGACAUUCCGUGACACCGGCAUUAACUUCUGGAAUGAGAUUUCGAGUGGCCGAUGUCAAUUCACUCAAUACGAGGAUGAAAAUCGUAAAUUAACGGAAGAAGAUAAUACCAUAACGCAGAAACUGUUACUUGAGUUUUACAAAGUAAUAUUUCUUGUUUCUCAGUGUAAUAUCUUAUCGAGAACCCGUGUUGUCUUACGUUCAAAUUGGGGUAUUGGUUACUAAUGAACUAAUUAAUCCUCUUUUUUUAUGGGUUAUAUGACGCCUCUAACUAUUUAUAUUUAAUAUUUUAGGAAUUAACAGGUACCAAUACACAGCGCAAGUU